Messenger RNA from Pelecanus crispus (Dalmatian pelican), 1475 nucleotides. The record is from RefSeq and is a predicted model, not a curated record. Lineage: Eukaryota; Metazoa; Chordata; Aves; Pelecaniformes; Pelecanidae.
GUGGACUCUCACUACUGCCCCAGCUGCCUGGAAAACAUGCCUUCAGCUGAAGCCAAGCUGAAAAAGAAUAGGUGUGCUAACUGCUUUGACUGCCCCUGCUGCAUGCACACCCUUUCCACCCGGGCCACAAGCAUUCCUGAUCCACUCCCUGAUGACCCGGCCAAGACUACCAUGAAGAAAGCGUAUUACCUGGCCUGUGGAUUUUGCCGCUGGACUUCCCGGGAUGUGGGCAUGGCAGACAAGUCUGUCGCUAGUGGUGGCUGGCAGGAGCCGGAGAAUCCUCACACACAGAGGAUUAACAAACUGGUUGAGUACUACCAGCAGUUGGCUCAGAAAGAGAAGAUCGAGCGGGACCGGAAGAAGCUGGUGCGGCGCCGAAACUACAUGCCCCUGGCCUUUUCGCAACACACUAUACACGUAGUGGACAAAUAUGGCUUGGGAACCAGGCUUCAACGCCAGAGGCCCGGAGCACCAAUCAGUGCCCUCGCUGGACUCUCGCUGAAAGAAGGAGAGGACCAGAAGGAGAUCAAGAUUGAGCCAGCUGAUGCAGUGGAAGAAGUGGAACCUCUUCCUGAGGAUUACUACACAAGGCCAAUCAAUCUGACAGAAGUGACAACUCUGCGUCAGCGUCUGCUGCAGCCUGACUUGCAGCCGAUCUGUGCUUCCCAGCUCUACCCACGUCAUAAGCACCUCCUGAUUAAACGUUCACUGCGCUGUCGGGUAUGUGAACAUAACCUGAGCAAACCAGAAUUCAAUCCAACGUCUAUCAAAUUCAAGAUCCAGCUGGUUGCUGUUAACUAUAUGCCUGAAGUGAGAAUCAUGUCUAUUCCCAACCUGCGCUACAUGAAGGAGAGCCAAGUCCUUCUGACUCUGACCAAUCCAGUGGAGAACAUCACACAUGUCACGCUGCUGGAGUGCGAGGAGGGAGACCCUGACAACAUCAACAGCACUGCCAAGGUGGCAGUUCCUCCGAAGGAGCUUAUUCUGGCUGGCAAAGAUGCUGCGGCAGAAUAUGAUGAGCUGGCAGAGCCUCAGGACUUCCAGGAUGACCCUGAUGUUAUUGCCUUCAGAAAAGCCAAUAAGGUAGGAGUUUUCAUCAAGGUCACCCCACAGAAAGAAGAGGGUGAAGUGACCGUGAGUUUCAAGAUGAAGCACGACUUUAAAAUCCUCACCGGUCUAAUCCGGCCCAGCGAGGAAAGUGAUCAUACCUCUGGGGUCGUCUGGCUCACCCAUCAUGUGGAGCUCAGCCUCGGUCCAGUGCUCCCAUAAACGCUCCCAAUGCUUGCGCCCCGACGGCUGGCCACAGGACGGGCUGUCACAGCGAGGAAAGCACCUAGUGAAGCGUUCUGCGAGAGCUCUUUUGUGAUGUGUGGGUGUGUGCCACGGGCCCCAGCCGGGCCGCGAGCAGGUGGCUGAGGGUGCCAUGGUUUGGGAUGGUUUGUUCUCUCUCCUCUUGUCGUAGUGCCCACUAACUA